Chrysochloris asiatica (Cape golden mole) is the source of this 1002-nucleotide messenger RNA. It is a transcript of the gene XRCC4, whose product is annotated as X-ray repair complementing defective repair in Chinese hamster cells 4. The transcript is spliced from 7 exons. Gene Ontology annotation, molecular function: DNA binding. Lineage: Eukaryota; Metazoa; Chordata; Mammalia; Afrosoricida; Chrysochloridae. Gene Ontology annotation, cellular component: DNA ligase IV complex; nucleus; DNA-dependent protein kinase-DNA ligase 4 complex. Bases 1 to 1002 code for a protein of 333 amino acids. The record is from RefSeq and is a predicted model, not a curated record. Gene Ontology annotation, biological process: positive regulation of ligase activity; response to X-ray; immunoglobulin V(D)J recombination.
AUGGAGAGAAAAGUAAGCAGAAUCUAUCUUGCUUCUGAACCCAAUAUAAUUCAUUUUCUACAAGUAUCUUGGGAGAAAACACUAGGAUCUGGUUAUGUUGUUACACUUACUGAUGGUCACUCAGUGUGGACUGGAACAGUUUCUGCAUCUGAGAUUUCCCAAGAAGCUGAUGACAUGGCAAUGGAAAAAGAGAAAUAUGUUGAUGAACUGCGAAAAGCAUUGGUGUUGGGAACAGGACCAGCUGAUGCAUACAAGUUUAAUUUUUCUAAAGAGUCUUGUCAGUUCUCCUUUGAGAAAAACCUGAAAAAUGUUUCAUUCAGACUUGGGUCUUUCAUCCUGGAGAAAGUUGAAAGCCCAGCUGAGGUCAUUAGAGAACUGCUUUGUGACUGCUUGGACACCAUUGCAGAAAACCAAGCCAAAAACCAGAACCUGCAGGAAGAAAAUGAGAGGCUUCUGAGAGAUUGGAAUGAUGUUCGGGGAAGAUUCGAAAAAUGUGUGACUGCUAAAGAAACUUUGGAGACUGAUUUGUAUGAACGAUUUAUUUUGGUGCUGAAUGAGAAGAAAGCAAAGAUCAGAAGCUUACAUAAAUUGUUAGGUGAAGUUCAAGAACUAGAAAAGAACACUGAGCAUGACAGGGAAACUGCAGUCUGUUCUCAGAUGAGUGCUGGUAAAGAUACAGUUUACGAUGAAAGUACUGAUGAGGAAAGUGAAAACCAGCCUGAGCCCUCAGUAUCAUCUCCAGGCACUUUUAGAAAAGAUGAUUCCCUUAUUUCGAGCCCUGAUGUCACUGAUAUUGCACCAAGUAGAAAAAGGAGGCAUCGAAUGCCAAAAAAUCUUGGAACAGAACCUAAAAUAGUCUCCACGGAGCCUCAGUUUCAAGAGAAGGAAAAGUAUGAGCCUUCACUCCCUCAGACAUUGAAAAAGGAACACAGCUCGGCUGAAAACAUGUCUUUAGAAACUCUAAGAAAUACCAGUUCAGAAGACCUCUUUGAUGAGAUUUAA